AUGUUGAUCAUAGACAAGCAGCACCUUCUCAACAAUCCUGCAGACCGUGAUCACUGCAUGCGGAAUAUGGUCGCACUUACACUCCUGAAGGGUGCUUGGCCGGAGGCGGACGACUAUGCCGAUGAAUGUCGAUGGGCGAAAGAUCCUGAGGUCUACAAAUUGCGCAGCAGGACAACUAUGGAGGAAGAUCCGCAGAUGACCGCAAGGUACUACGACUUUGAGCUACGAUCGGCAGCCAGUGGCCUGACAGUGUCAUUGGAGGACGGGAGUGACGGGACUGUUUUUGACGAGGUCGUUGUUGAGGUCACCCUGACCGAGAAGAUACCGCCGACCUUGUCAAGGCAAAAUUCAUCCGAUUGA
Punctularia strigosozonata HHB-11173 SS5 is the source of this 360-nucleotide messenger RNA. RefSeq lists its product as uncharacterized. The coding region runs from base 1 to 360 and encodes 119 amino acids. NCBI's taxonomy places the organism in Eukaryota, Fungi, Basidiomycota, Agaricomycetes, Corticiales, Punctulariaceae. Gene Ontology annotation, molecular function: lyase activity. The record is from RefSeq and is a predicted model, not a curated record. The transcript has a single exon.